AUGGUUAAAGGGGCAUGCACACGCAUACGAACGUAUGUAGACUCAAUCACAUCUAUCACAUCGGGUGUAAUAGCACAGCUUGAAGAGCGGAAACGAAAGCUUGACGACUAUUGGUCAGAAUACAAUAAUUUUCAAACACAGUUGGAAAUUCUCGACGAAAAUGAAUGCAAUGACAGAAUUAAUUUCGAGGAUGCAUUUUAUGCACUGUCAGCCAAAAUUCGCGAAUUGUUGACGCCGCCGUCAGCGUCUCGUCAACUCACUGCAGCCUCUCUAGCGCCGUCAACGUGGAACUUAUUAAAGAAUAAAUAUGACGACCAAAGAUUCAUAGUGCACAGCCACUUAAAGGCCAUAGUCGACCUUCCUGUCAUGAAUAAGAAGAACGCGUCCGAACUGCGGCAAAUUGCCGACGGUGCCGUUCGUCACAUUCAAUUCCUAAAGGCUCUCAAGCGUCCCACAGACAGUUGGGACGAUUUACUAAUUUAUUUGCUCAUUUCUAAACUUGAUACUAAUACAACUCGCGAAUGGCAAAGAUCUCUCGUAGGCGAUGAACUUCUUACUUUCAAGGCCUUUUUAGAUUUUUUAGUGCGCCAAUACAAGCUUUUAGAGUCAACUGAAGGUGCCAAGCACGUAACUACGCGACAUCAGUCAAACAAGCAGAAGGCAUCAUGUCACACAGCCAUAAAGGUGAAAUGCGACUACUGUCAAGGUGAUCAUUUAACUUACCAGUGCAAACAAUUCUUGGUCCUUUUAAUUCCUCAGCGAAUAGACAAGGCACGAUCUAAAAAAAUGUGUCUCAACUGUCUGUGCGUCGCCACGCACACUUCAAGUAAAUGCCCAUCAGGCCGCUGCUGA
Monomorium pharaonis (pharaoh ant) is the source of this 852-nucleotide messenger RNA. RefSeq lists its product as uncharacterized. The transcript is spliced from 2 exons. Bases 1 to 852 code for a protein of 283 amino acids. NCBI's taxonomy places the organism in Eukaryota, Metazoa, Arthropoda, Insecta, Hymenoptera, Formicidae. The record is from RefSeq and is a predicted model, not a curated record.